GGGACAUCCCUGGAUUUGGCAAUUAAUCGGUGCUCCCAGAGAGUUGAAAGGCACUGCAGUCUUCGCUUUUCGUCGGGGGCCUCAAUCACUCCACUCAAUCACUUCGUGGUCUCGUCGCGAGCCAGAUGGGAAAGGCGAAACUUUCUCCGCGGAGGAUUUAAGAAGCCAUCGGACCCAUUGAAAUCUGGCAAGGCUUAAAUUACCGCGGCGAUGCGUCUGCCGUUUCUGUCUGCAGGACCUGCUGCCGCUGCCGCUGCGCGCUGGCUGGGGGCGAGCGAGGCUGCUGCUGGUGCCACUGUUUGCCUCCUGCCCUUGCUGCAAUGAAUGAUGAGGGAGGCGGCGGCGAUUGCCGUUGCUCCGGCGAAGCACAAAUCCACUGCAACCACUCCUCAGGCAGUGGCAGCGGCAGGGAAAGCGGCUUUGCCUUUGUGAGGUUACAUCACAAUCCCGGCUCGGGCUGUCGUUUCUCUAAGCAGCACGCAGGCGGGCGGCCUCUCCGCCAGCCCGUCGGCGGGCGACAGCAGCAGGAGCAGGCGAGGGAGGGCACAAUGGCCGCGGGCGGAGCCGACGAGGCCCAGGCGCCCCCUGGAGCCGCCUCGCCGAAGCCUCCCCGCGCAUUUCUCAGCCGCCGGUCAGGCGGCCCUCUGCUGCGCUGGGACGAGGUGCCUGACGACUUCGUGGAGUGCUUCAUCCUGUCGGGCUACCGGCGGCUGCACUGCACGGCGCAGGAGUGCCUGGCGUCGGUGCUGCAGCCCACCAACGAGACGCUCAACUUCUGGACGCACUUCAUCCCGCUCCUGCUCUUCGCCAGCAAGUUCUGCCGCCUGCUGCUGCUGCGCGGCGCCGGCGACCUGCCCUUUCACCACCCGGCGCUGCUGCCGCUGUGGUGCUACGCCUCGGGCGUGCUGCUCACCUUCACCAUGAGCUGCACGGCCCAUGUGUUCAGCUGCCUCUCGCUGCGCCUGCGCGCCGCCUUCUUCUACCUGGACUACGCCUCCAUCAGCUACUACGGCUUCGCCAGCACGGUGGCCUAUUACUACUACCUGCUGCCGGGGCUGAGCCUGCUGGAGCCGAGCGCGCUCAGCCGCUACCUGCAGCAGCGCCUGGGCUGGCACGUGGACUGUAGCGCGCCCAUCGCCGCCUACAGCGCGCUGCUGCUGCCCGUGGCCUUCGCCCUGGCCGUGGCCUGCACCGUAGCCUGCUGCAAGAGCCGCUCCGAGUGGUGCGCCUACCCCUUCGCCAUCCGCACCUUCGUCUUCGUCAUGCCGCUCAGCAUGGCUUGCCCCAUCAUGCUCGAAAGCCUCCUCUUCGACCUCCAGGGCCACAACCCCACCCUCUUCGUGUACUUCUACCGCCGCUACUUCUGGCUCCUGGUGGCCGCCUUCUUCAACGUCAGCAAGAUCCCCGAGCGCAUCCAGCCGGGCCUCUUUGACAUCAUCGGCCACAGCCACCAGCUCUUCCACAUCUUCACCUUCCUCAGCAUCUACGACCAGAUGCUCUACGUCGAGGAGGGGCUGCAGCACUUUCUCCAAGAGCCUCCAUCCGCCUCACCCACCUUCUCCAGCACCGUGGGCUACAUGCUGCUCUUGAUACUGUGCCUAGCCCUAGUCAUCAGAAGGUUUUUAAAUGUCCAAGAGACCUGCAAACACCAUUGAGGUAUCCUUCCCUUAACGGUUUCUGUUGCAGUUCUUAUUUAAAUCACUGGAAGGUAUUUUUUGUUUUUUGGAGGCUGCUGCUUCAAAACUCCACAAGGCAGACCUUAAGCCCUGGUACCUCUUCUGAGGAAGCUACCAAGAAGAGCACUGAAUUCGUCCAAUCAAGCACUGAACUCCUUAGGGGUGGGGGAUGAAACACUUCUGUUUCUCUUGAAACAAUUUUAAAUUUUAAAGAAAGGCGCUCAAGCCACAUCACUGUAUGCAACUUACUCUUAUUUAUUGCUGCUUAGGACACAAAGAGAAGCCAUUUAGGACUAUUGCUUGAAAUUUCCUACAAUUUGAUCCUCAGUAAAUUAUUUGAAAGCAAGCCAUAUUGACUUACUUCCAACUAAUGUACUUAGGAUCCAGGUUUCAGGGGAACAAUUUGAACAAUAUGCAUGGGCCUCAUGAAUGCUACCUACUGAUUUCAGACUGUCUAGGUGAUGUUAUUUCAGUUAGCAAUAUGCUCUAGACCUGCACUGACAAACAAGAUUUAAAAUCAGAAACCAUGUGCAAUCACUUGGUGCAUUAUGCUCAAGGAUGUGUGUGUGCGUGCAUUUUUGGUUAAAGCAUUUUGAAGUUGUAGGCAGUAGAACUGGGUUUUCAACACAAGCAAAUUGAGGUUUGUUUCUUUUUGCAUUAACAGCCUUCACCCAAAGGCAGAUACACUGCUAAAACCUUCUGUGUAGAGGUAUGGUUGAAGUAACUGUGACUUAUAGUGGAACCAGCUAGUUUGAUUAGAAGCUGUCAGUUAAACUAUGAGAACAAAACUUCACCAGCCUACAUAUAUAAUGCCUGCCUCUCAUAAAGUGCUUUGUAUUCUGCUUCUGAUACCCAUUUACAAAAUAUGCAUCAUAUCAGUUGUGAAAAGUGCACAUAUGUUGAAAGUAUAACUGCAGUGCGUGUCCCUUUUAGAGCUAACAGGCCAUUUAUUUGACAUGGGCAUUAGCACGCUACAAGAAGUAGUGUUAAAUACAGGACCAAAUAAGCAGUGAAUUAUCCUGAAAUAACAGCCACUGAAUGCACUUUCUGAUUUGCUUACACCUGCACGAGGUGAAUCAGAGUUGAGCGGAAAGAGAGCAAGUUCUUUUCUCGUCUCUCUUUCAUACUGUGACAGUAGCAGGGUUGUUACCUCUCUUGGUCAAGUUUACAGUUUCUCAGAAAAGCAUGGCAACCUGUGGAUGACCCAGGAUGGUUGGCAAGAAAAUGUCCAUGAAAGACUCUGAAAUUUUAUGUUCAUGUUGACAGCAACUGUUAUCUCAGGACUCCAACUUUGAAACAGCUACUUCUGAGUUUUGAUUGGGUAAACAAGUCAUCGAUAAAACUUAUAAAAAUAAAACGUAUAGGCCUAUAGAGAGAAAAUCUGAAACUAUACCCUUUCAAGAGAGCUGUGGAAGUAAAGAGAACACUGGUUGGUUCACAGUUCCUAUUCCAAGAGACAAACUAGCCAUAAAAAGCCUACAAUAAGUGUAAUGAGCCUUUAUGGACUAGAAUCCAUUUCACCAGAUGCAUGAAGUGCUGUCCUUAGUUGGAAGGUCUAUGUUCAUACAUACAUACAUAUGGAGGGGAUGGUAAACAGUGGGGUCAAGAAACCGUGAAAUACAGACAAGACAUCCUGUGCCAUUUCUAUGCAAAGCUCAGCACACCGACCACUCAGAAUGCCAGUAGUUGAUGGUAAUCUUCUUAGUUUUGCUAUGCAAAUUUGAACACCUGUAGUGGAAGAGAUAAUUUUGAGUCCAGCUAAGCCCUAAAUGAACAGAAUGAAACUUCUAUGCGAAAUUCUAGUUUAGCCAUUUUAUGCUGGGGGCUCCUAUUGAAAUAGUUUUGUUGAGGAAUAGUGACUUUCAGAGCAGCAGCAGCAGUGUCCUAGGUGAUUGACUGAUUUAGGCUUUUAAAGCGAUUCUCAAAGUAUAGGUACAAUUUGAAACAAAAAUACAAAUACAAUCAUAAAACUGCAAAGGGACAUGAUAAAAACAAGAACUGGCAUUAAAAACAAACAGUAAAUUCAAGCAAAUCAUUAAAAGAUCUAAGAACGAAGAUAGUAGUUGCCUGCUUAAAAGAUGCAAGUUUCCAGGAGUGGGGAAUUAGAAUGUUAUCUUACUGGUUUCUGAAUGUUCCCAUUUUUAUGUGUCAGAUUUGUGUGUGUUGUGGUUUAUCUUAGGUAGACAGCAGAAAGUCAUUUUUGCAGGUUAUUGCAUAUAUCGUUGGGGGAUAAGCAGGUGAAUGAGUCCCUGAUGGUGUGGCUAAUGUUAGACAGUGUAAUAAUACUGUGUUAAGUGGAUAUAGGGACAAAAAUUCGCUGUUUUUUUGCAGAGCCUGGUUCCAUAGGUUCAUUGCGUGUCCUGUUGAUGCUGAUAAGUCACCAUUUUAGAUUAAGAAACUUUGUAAGAAAGGUCAGGCCAGCCACAGGGCCUAUGCAAGAGAAAUGUCGUUGUCCCACAUGGUCAUCCAUCAUCUCACAGAUCUUGGGUAGAGGCCUGUCCUUGUUUACAAACAAUACCUUUGUACUGUCUUGCCUAACACAAAUAGUGUCAGUCUUCCACGUAAAGUCUAUAUAUAUCAGAGAUUAAAAAAUGGCAACAUUUAGAAAAUAGCGGAAGGACAUUUCACUCUCCUAGAACACUCUGCUGUUCACACGAAAGACGCUAUUCUCCAAAAAAAAAAACACCAAAAACUUUUAAAAGGAAGAUUCCAGCAGGAAGUUGCCAAACUUGAAUUUAUCAGAAGUUUGACUCUAUUAAUUUAGGACUCAAAUUAGAACGAAAUCUUUCUCUUCUAAAAUGGAAAUGGGCUGCCUUCAAGUCAAUUGUGACUUAUGGCGACCCUAUGAAUAGGGUUUCAUGAUAAGCGGUAUUCAGAGGGGGUUACCAUUGCUUUCCAGAACAAUGUGUUCUUACCAGUUAAUGAAAUUGUGAAAGGUCACUGUGCUCAUUUUGUAUAUAUUUGAGCUUUCCAUAGAAAUGCUACUAGUUGUCUUUCUGCAUCUCAUGGCCUUUGGGCUCCACAGUUUACAACUUUGCUCCCUCUGUACAUCUGGGCAUGUUUGUAUAAAAUCCAUCAAGUAAGGAGACCUCUUUAUGUGCGUGAUGAUAGGGAUUCCAGUCCACACAAGCUUAUACCACAAUAAACAAUUGUGUUAGUCUUUAUGAUGCCACAAGACUAAAGCUUUUUCUCUGUAACUAAUAAUAAUAAUAAAAAUAUUUUUGUUAGCCUCCUCUCACCCAGAAUGUGGGUCCCAAGGCAAAUUACAUAGAUUUAAAAAUACAAAGCAUACAUGAAACCACACACGUUUAAAAAUAUAAAAAGUACCACCACCACCCCAGCCAGUCACCCCUCUGUAUUCCAAGAAGUGAUCCACAAACCUACAUAAGAAAAGCCCUGCUGGAUCAGGCCAGAGGCCUAUCUAGCUCAGCAUCCUGUUCUCAUAGUGGCCAACUAGAUGCCUAUGAGAAGUGCAACAGCAUUCUCCCCACUUUUGAUUCUCAGCAGCUUAUAUUCAGAGGCAUACCGCCUCCAACAGUGAAGGGACAACAUAGUCAUUGUGCCUCAUAGCCCUUGGCAGGCUUAGCUUAGAAAGCCUGUAGUUGUGAAUUUGAAUUGUGUUUCCCUGAUAGGGAAAACAACACCUGUUCUCGCUUAACCUAAAUGAAAUACAUCAGAAUGUAAGGAGAACAGUAGGAUCAAUUGGGGGAGUGAUAUUUAUCAGAAACUUAGUUGAAAUAAGAACAUCAUCCUCUUAUUACUUUUACAUCCCUUUGUUCUGCUGCUGUCUCCCAAUUCAAAGUACUGUAGCAGUAGAUGAACAUUAAGAGUCACUUAAUUUCAGGAUGUGGAUAAUCCAAAGGCUUUUCUUUGAAGACUGUUUUACAAUUUCCUAUCUGAUGUGUGGAUAAAGAGGCUUCCCUGCCCCCCAUGCUAAUGAACCUAGAGCAGUUCAGGGUAUUUUAUUUUGAAAGUUAUGUGAUGAAUAGUUGAUCUGAUUCUCAACCAGACGUUCUAUCAGUAUUCAUAUAAAUUUUUAUGGUUGUAAAGCAGACAGUAAUUUUCCAGAGGGGGAGGUAAUGUAAUCUAAGUAAAUAAUGACAUAUAACUGUGAUGCCAUAAUGGUACAGUAUAAUGCAAUGCAAGGAAAUUAUACUGUGAAGUUUAGGUGGCAGACCGUUGUUAAUCUCUAGGGAUGUGCUAGAAUUCCACCCAAUUUGGAUUUGGUACCAAAUAUUCCAUUAUUCUGCAUAUUUCUUAUUAUGUAGUGAUUUUCUGCUGUUAUUUUCAGAAACUGAAA
Molecule: messenger RNA, 5976 nt
Organism: Rhineura floridana
Lineage: Eukaryota; Metazoa; Chordata; Lepidosauria; Squamata; Rhineuridae
Gene: PAQR9
Product: progestin and adipoQ receptor family member 9
Exons: 1
Coding region: 321-1655 (444 amino acids)
Cellular component (GO): membrane
Molecular function (GO): signaling receptor activity
Source: RefSeq, a predicted model, not a curated record